Molecule: messenger RNA, 2905 nt
Organism: Pseudonaja textilis
Lineage: Eukaryota; Metazoa; Chordata; Lepidosauria; Squamata; Elapidae
Gene: FAM124B
Product: family with sequence similarity 124 member B
Cellular component (GO): nucleoplasm
Source: RefSeq, a predicted model, not a curated record
GAGGCGGGCCCGCAGAGCGGAUGGGCACGCGAGGGCAGCGUCUCCCUUCACUUGUUGCCUGAGGCGUCGAGCGAGCCUCAAAAGAUGCCCCGAGAUGCUUUCCCCGUAGAGGCUGCGUGGAGUGGGCGAGGGCCUGCUGGCGAAGGUCAAAGUGCAAUGGAUGUGAGAGGAGAUUCCAUGAGGAUGGCUGUGCACCUGCUUGCCAACACUGGACAUGCAAUACACUUGCAACAAGCUCUUGAUGAACUUCAAGAAUGGAUCUCCCUGGACAUUCGCCUCUUUCUUGUCUCAGAACGCCCUUCUCCAAUUAAGUAUUAUGAGACAUACCACCAAAAGAGUUCCAGGUUUCCUAGUACUUCUGUUCUCCUUUUUUUGCAUGAGGACUUUGGAGAAGAACGUUUUUUCCAGGUUCAUGACUUCUUCCAACAUCCACCUUGGCAGCCUGUUCACAUCGAGUGUCCCAGCAGGAAGCUAUCCUACCAUGCCCACCUUGAUCAUCAGGACUUCUAUGGACUGGAUGAACAUAUGCCAGUAUGGGGCUUGAGACAAGUUCACUACGGCAUGGAAAUUCUGCGUGUCACUCUCUACUGUAGCUUUGAUAAUUAUGAGGAUGCAGUAAGGCUUUACGAAACAAUCCUGCAGAAAGAAGCAUCUGUCCAGAAAAGCGGCUUCUGUGCUUUUCUACUGUACACAACACAGAGCCUUGUGGUUCAGCUCUGCUUGAAGCAGCUGCCUUUGGGGAUGAGUGUUGACCUGAAGGAAUCUUCAGUAUUACAGUUCAAAGUGUAUGAAAUUGGAGAACUGGUUCCACUUUUGCCCAAUCCCUGUGUCCCAAUAAGCAAUACUAGGUGGCAAACAGAAGACUAUGAAGGAAAUAAGAUCCUGCUGCAGGUUCAGAGCAGAGUCUCAAAGCACAAAGGAAUUCAAUCUCUACCCCCUAAUUGGAGUGACAGCACUGAUAAGAAAGGAUCUCCCCAUUACUACUGUGAUUUAUGCUCCAGUGUACCUUCCGUGACUUCCAGAACUACUGUUCAGCAGAAAAACCGGACACUACGAGCCAUGAAAAAUAAAAACAAAUCUUCAAGGAGGAUGGUUCAAAAUCCUGCAAGUCUUUUUAGCCCUUCACAAAGCAGCUUUAAUUCUUCCUCUAGUUUGUAUAAUAUAGCGCAUUCUUCUUUGCAAGAUCUAGGCCCUUCCCCAAUGAACCUGGGCACUAAAUUGAGACAUUCCAGCCAUGAACUCUGGCUAUUCCAGAACAAAGCAGAGGAGGAGGAAGAGACUAAUGUUGACACAGGCAAGAGAGUAUCACCUUUUAAAUGUGCUAACUCUACUCUAGACAGAUUUUCUAAGGACUUACAAAAAGAACUUCUUCAGUCCCAGGCACCAAGUUCAUUUAUGGGAGCAGGUUUGGGUUCUGAGGACAGGAACUCUCUAUUGUCUUCCCAUGUUGCUGAAAUUAAUAAAAGAUCAGGAUUUAGUCAUUUUCAGCUGAGCACUUCAGGAGCAAGUGAUGGGAAUGAGAAAGAUGAGGAAGAGUUUUUUAUAUGAUUUGAAACUUCCGUGUAUCUUUCACUGCUGUAUUUUUGGAAUAUCAGAAAGUCCAAUUGAUUUAUACUUCUGUAUAAAUAAUCUAGCAAUCUAUUGCUAUGCUAUCUUUUUAUAUUAGCACUACAAAGAAAGGUUUAUAAAAGAACUUGGGGGAAAAGUAGAUGAAGUAUCAGGAUUCUAGCAGUUACCACAAUUAAAUCAUGAGUCUCGAGCCAAUAUAAAUUUUAUGUACUGGAGAACAUUGUGCAACAGAUUGGAAAAAGCCAUUCAUUUUAAUGCACCACAUUAACUGACAAAAAUUCACUAAAAAUCUAGGAGAAAACCCCAAACCUAGGAAGCCUAAAAUAAAUUUGGGAGGCAUCAAAUUGGGAUGAUAAGAAUAGUGCUUUAGUUAAUCUUGACUCAUCUGAGAAGCUCCUCAUAAUCUGACCUCAUUAGUUCUUGGGUAGGACUUCCAGGAAAUAUCCUAAAAGUAAGUAAUGGAAAAAAUAUUGCCACCAAGAAAUUACUUGGAGACAUUCAUAAAAUCCUGAAGGUUCAAGCUUAAUUUUUCCCAUACCAUAGAAAUUAAUUUAAAGAUAUCAAAAACAAAAUAGCCAUUUUUAUUUUGCCAUCAUUACUAUGCUAAGCCUGUCCUCACUUUCCCCAGGCUUCCUGUACUAUAUGUUGAUGUCAAAAAUAUGAAAGUGCAACUUUGGGUCUUUGGAACUGAUGUCUUUCCAUUGUUGAAAGUGCAAUUUAUAAAGCAGAGGGGCACACAUUCAUCUGGCUUCUGAAUGGCAGUCCAAAAGCUGCACUUUUUAGAAUGGACAAGGUUAGACAAUAUGUCUAAGGCCAGGAUAAAUGCUACCUUUCAUUAAGCCUAAUUUAUAAGUCAACUUAUUUAAGAUAAACUGGUUAUUCUGCUGUUCAUUUAUUUUCAUUAUGUUCAUAUUGAAACCUAGUAGCAAUUUUUCCAGAUUGUUGUGGAGAAUGUAUCAAAGCUCAUUCAGUUCUGGAGCUCAGUUUUUGCACCUUAAUGGAAAACGUAGUGCUGCUGUUGUGACUACUGUAUUAAUAUUACUUAAACUAUGAGCUACUUCUGUCUAGCUGAUGAUACUUAAUAAUGAGUUCUAGAGAACAGGAAAUGAACACUGAGCUUGUUAAGUAACAUGCUCCUUUUCUCAACUUAAAUAUAUAAUCAGAAGGCCGAGCUAUAUUCGGAAUGUUAUGUAACUAUAAGAACAAUAGCAAAUAUAGGUGUGACUCUGCACUUGCUUUAAAAGAUGUCAAUAAUGAAAGAUUGGCUUGUGAAUCUAUUUUUUAUUGCAGGAAUCUCAAUGCAUUUCUGGCUUACCUGCACUUCCUUGCUUCAUCU